CGCCGGUGGCCAGCGCACAACGCCAUGGAGAACUGCACAGAUGCACCCCGACCAGUCUACUAAAAAUGCUAUUUUCCUUUAAGAUGAUGUAAGACGUUACUUCACGGGAUGAUUCCCCCCCCCUUCACUCUCUCUCCGUGGCACAGCUUGGAGGAACAUCAUUUUAAACCCUUCUGCCUGUUUAGCCGUUUCCGCACACAGCAGUUUGGAGAGAUGGGAGCGCACCGGAGUCCCGCUUCCACCCUCCUCCCCGGGAGCAAGCUCGGAGCAUGUUUCAGCAUCCCAGCAGUCAGGAGACACGCUUAAAAUGCGUUGACAUUUAAAAAAAAAAAUCUCCCAAAGACUUAUGAAGCUGAGUUAGAAACCACGCGUAAAAGGCUUCCCAGAGACAAUUUGAAUAGAAAUUUGAUCACUUUUUAAUGGUAAGAAGUGUCGAGUGAGGUGUACCGUCCACUUCUUUGAAGUCACACUCUCCAUCGCAGUGGUUGUGUGUAAUAUGACGCUGGUUGUGUUCAUCGAUUCGCUUAAAAAGGGAUGCACCAUGGACAGGAACAUUUACGCAUGGCGUUAAAGAAGAUAUUGUAGACACACCGUAUGAUUGCUCUGCCAUGAGACACUGGAUGCGAGGACUACGAGCUUCAAUCAAGACUAUUAUGCUUCUGCUCUGAGCGCCUCGGCACCAUGCAGCUGCGCCGCUCAUCCUGAACUUCUGGGACGUUUGCGCUUCGUGAUCGCCACCCGGAUUUUGCCCAGGAGCUGGGAAGAAGAUGGCAUUGAGCGAAAACUGCAAAACUCAACCUGUUAAAGAGCAGGGAUCGGUACAAAAUCCCCCGUCGGACGUUAUAGAGCUAAACGUGGGAGGGCAGGUGUAUUACACUCGUUAUGCCACAUUGACUGGCUUUCCAAAUUCCUUACUUGGGAAGCUGUUCUCAAACAAGAAGGGAUCUUCAAAUGACUUGUCCCGGGAUCUCAGGGGACGGUAUUUUAUCGAUAGAGAUGGAUUUUUGUUUCGAUAUGUGCUGGAUUAUCUCAGAGACAAGCAAGUGGUCCUCCCUGACCACUUCCCAGAGAGAGGAAGGUUGAAAAGAGAGGCUGAAUACUUUCAGCUGCCAGAAUUAUCGAAACUUUUGUCUGCCGAGGAAUCUAAACUCUUGCCAGAUGAGUUGUACUAUAGCGAUUUGGAUGAUGUGUCGCAAGGCAGUGACCAGAGGUUUUACCCCUCUUACGCCUUAGACAGGCGAUACGGUUACAUCACGGUCACUUUCAGGGGCGCUUGCGCCGCGGGAGGCAGAGAAAGUCACACCGAACCCAAGGCCAAAAAGUUACCGAGAAUCUUUAUCAGCAGCAGGAUUGGCUUAGCGAAAGAGGUGUUUGGAGACGCCCUGAACGAGAACAGGGACACGGACAGACCCCCUGACCGAUACACGUGCAGAUUUUACCUCAAGUUCAGACACCUGGAAAGGGCUUUUGACAUGCUGUCAGAGUGCGGCUUCCACAUUGUGGCCUGCAAUACGUCCCUGACAGCCUCCUCCCUGGCUCAUUACGCGGAUGACAGAGUCUGGUCCAAUUACGCACAGUACAUCUUUUACCGCGGACCCUCCCGGUGGUCAUCUUCUCACUGUGACUGCUGUUGCAAAAGCCACAAAAGUGAGCGUGAAGGAGAGAGCGGCACCUCCUUCAAUGACCUCUCCACUUCCUGCUCUGAGACCCAGUCAGAGGCCAGUUCCCCUCAAGGAACUGUGGUCCGUGGCCCUGUAAACCGGCAGUCCAACAUCCAGUCUUUGGACCGUCCUAAAGGACCGGCCCACAUGCUGCACCACGCAGAGAUGCGCCGCAAAACAGACAUGCUCCGCGUGAGAACCUUCGGCAUGCGGGAACGAGAGGCCGCGAAGAGGAAAGCAAACAAGGAGAAGAUGACCCCAGAGCAGGAGCUCGAGAAAUGCAUCCAGGACUUCCAGCGCAUAAGGAUUCCCGAUCGCUUUCCGGAGAGGAAGUACAUCUGGCAAUCAGAGCUCUUACGAAAGUAUCGUCUCUGAAUAUUAGCAUGACGGCGAGAAAGGGGAAGAAGGAAACUAUGAGAGAUUCUCCUGUUGUGUCACGUCACCAUCGGUAAAGAGAGUUAAACUGAGUAGGCAAUACACUGCACCCUCUAAGACACAUACUGUACCAGGGAAACCGGCUGUCCGGUCCGGAUGUACAGUGAAACACACGCAGUACAAGGCAGUGUGACCUAUUGAUUAGUAAAGCUUGCACAGCGUUGUGUACAAUAUGCACAUGUGUAAAAACAGACUGAGGCUUACAUCAGACUUCCUGCUCUCACUUUUGAGAGCUGAGACAGGCAUACUAUAGGUUAUCAUUUCACAUCAACAUACCAACCUCAGGGGAAACGUCAUUUCUGUUCACAAACCUGUCAACCACUGUAUGUGCGGCUGCACACAAUAGCUGUUUUUUAAACUGGAUGAACCCAGAUGGUGCCGUGAGAAAGCAACGGAUAUCAUUACACUUCACUGGUAACACGUAUACGUUAAGUACGCUUUGGUAACACCACUGCAUGUCAUUUCACCCUUAGCAUUAUUAUGCAAUAUGAAGCAAAAUUUCAAUUCACUGUUUUGUCAGACGGGUAAAUGUGAUGUUAUGAGAGGGGCUACUGUAUUGAGGGGAGCACUGGCUAGAUCUGUUUGCCAUUGUAGAAGUUCUUGUCUAAUUUUGUCAUUAUGUGUUGGUGAGACAAUUCUGUGUAGGUAAAGUAUAUAACGCAAAUGGAUAUUGAUCUAAUUAUUGAUUGUCAGUGUGCAAAAAAGUAAAUAAAUCGGU
Messenger RNA from Menidia menidia (Atlantic silverside), 2814 nucleotides. Lineage: Eukaryota; Metazoa; Chordata; Actinopteri; Atheriniformes; Atherinopsidae. The record is from the annotation of a GenBank genome assembly.